This is a messenger RNA of Ceratotherium simum simum (southern white rhinoceros), 896 nucleotides long. NCBI's taxonomy places the organism in Eukaryota, Metazoa, Chordata, Mammalia, Perissodactyla, Rhinocerotidae. The record is from RefSeq and is a predicted model, not a curated record.
AGGCACAGGAAACCCAGAGGAGCACAGGUCUAGGAGGUCUGUGAGGUCCUAAGUCACCCUCCUGCCUUCCCCUCAGGGCUCUGUGUCUUAAAGGAAGAAACACCAGCAGCUCUGACCUGGGCAGACCUUCAGGGAAGAUGCAGCCACUCCUGCUCUUGUUGGCCUUUCUUCUGCCUCCUGAGGCUGGGACAGGGGAGAUCAGAUGGGGCAAAGAAGCCAGACCACAUUCCCGGCCCUACAUGGCAUUUCUACGUUUCUACAAUGACAAAGAAGUCAAGGUGAGAUGUGGAGGGUUCCUGGUACGAGACAACUUCGUGCUGACAGCAGCUCACUGUAAUGGAAGAAAUAUAAGUGUCACCCUGGGUGCUCAUAAUAUCGGAAAAAUGGAAAGCAGCCAGCAGAUCAUUCCUGUACUCAAAGCCUUCCCUCACAAGGAUUAUAAUAAUAAUUCCAAGUUCAACGACAUCAUGCUACUGAAGCUGCGAAAAAAGGCUCAACUCAACAGGGCUGUGAAGACCAUCGCCCUGCCACGGAGGCAGGACUGGGUGAGGCCGGGGCAGGUGUGCAGCGUGGCAGGCUGGGGAAAACGGGCAAGUGGUAAAAUGCCAAACAGACUCCGGGAGGUGGAUCUGGAAGUUCAGGAUGGCCAGAAGUGCGAGAACCUCUUCAAAAACUACAACAACUCCAUCCAGCUGUGUGUGGGGAAUCCUAAGGACAAGAAGGCCACAGGAAGCGGGGACUCCGGAGGCCCCUUCGUGUGUAGCAACGUGGUCCAGGGCAUUGUUUCCAUUGCAAAAGCGAAUGGGAAACCUCCACGUGUCUUCACCAGGAUCUCAAGCUUUCUGCCCUGGAUAAAAAGCACAAUGAGAUACUUCAGACUACAGGGACCAGACUGA